UUUUUCAGUCUCUCCUGCUCUUCCUAUCACAAGAUCGCGCUUUGUCCGUUCGGAGAUGUCGAACCCAUCCAAUGAUAUAAGGAAUCGAUAACAAACGCCCGCGUGAAAUGCAACUCGCCGUCAAAGAGAGCAAAAACGGAAAACUAUUUAUUGCUCGGGGACCGUCACUAUAAGGAGUCAUGUGGGCGCAGCUACGGAUACGUUUGUUUGCGUGAAUAUUUACGACGUUUUACGCGUGUAGUUUCCACCUGGAUGAAUUCGUUUUUAUUGUAGCCUAACAACAGGCCUGCGUUUGCUCAAUUAACACCAUUCAUCAAGAGACCGCCCGAUCUCAAUACGGUUGUCAAAGUAACUUCGUCUUUGCGGGCAAUGAGUUCUUACUUCGUCAAUUCCCUCUUCACUAAAUUCAAAGGAGGCGACUCUCUGCGCUCCAACUACUAUGACUGCUCAGGGUACGCGCCGGAUCUUGGAGGCAGACCGUCCGUGCUGUACGGUCACAACUCCGGGUCUGCGUUUCAGCACGCGGCUCAGUUCCCGGACUUCUACCACCCCGGUACAUCCUCCUUCUCCCACGCGUCUUACCAGCAGAACCCGUGCGCGGUAGCUUACCCCGGAGACGCCCCGGGUAACAUCUUGGGCCAGGACAGUUUACAGAGACAAUCGUUCUUAAGCGCACCGGACGCGGAUUUUACGCAGUUUGGGGAUUGUAAUCUAAAAGUCAGCGGUAUCAGGGAUGAUGUGGAAAGCGCGGAACCCUGCACGGCACAGCUCUUCCCGUGGAUGAGACCACAAGCCACCGGCCGGAGAAGGGGCAGGCAGACCUACAGCCGCUACCAGACGCUGGAGCUGGAGAAGGAGUUCCUCUUCAACCCUUACCUGACCCGCAAGCGGCGCAUAGAGGUGUCUCACGCGCUGGCCCUCACCGAGAGGCAGGUGAAGAUCUGGUUUCAGAACAGGCGCAUGAAGUGGAAAAAGGAACACAACAAAGACAAGUUCCCCAGCAGCAAGGCGGAGCAGGAGCAGAUCGAGAGGGAGAGGGAAGAGGGGAGCCAGGUGUCGGAAAAACACACAUCAGGAGAAGAGGACUCGGAGACCUCCAGCAAUUCUAAAUAGUCUGCCGAUUGUUAAAAGUGACACGAUUAACUCGAGAAAAUAAAGCGUCGUGUAUUCCAUUCAGUGCAAACUUCUGUUUCUAAACCGUGAUUAUUUCCGCUUAUUAUGUUUCGCUGAGUCAGUCUCGGAUGUGUGAGGUCUUUCCGGAGGAGAUUCCUCUUGAGGUUACUGCCGCUUACGAGGCGAAGGCUGCAUCGUCUGCAUGGCGCGAACUUCCUCUCCAGAUCAGCGGGAGCCACAAUCCUCUUCAGUGAAUGCUAUAUAGCCUCUGCAUAAGAUGGGACGAGGAAUCAGCAUCAGCCAGUGCGUUGCUGUAUCUCUCGCUGUAAGAAAAUGCACUUCUGUGAUCGUUAAUUACUGUUCAGAAAUGAUGAUUCAGGUUUACAGAUCUUCAACCGAACUACCUAAAUAUAUGGGUCAUUGCGUCAAUCAUUUCGUCAGUGUAUCCAUGCGUUCUGCUUUCCCGGGAGGGACGGUUCAAACGCACAAUGUUAUUCUUUAAAAAAAAAAUUGCUGUGUAAAUAUUUGAUAUUGCAGUUCCGUGAAGCACUGUUCUGUUGUAUUUUCUAUUGUCUUUAACUGGAAGUGGUUCCUUAAAGAA
This is a messenger RNA of Puntigrus tetrazona (Sumatra barb), 1714 nucleotides long. RefSeq names its product homeobox B8b (gene hoxb8b). The coding region runs from base 370 to 1113 and encodes 247 amino acids. The record is from RefSeq and is a predicted model, not a curated record. Gene Ontology annotation, biological process: regulation of transcription by RNA polymerase II. Gene Ontology annotation, molecular function: DNA-binding transcription factor activity, RNA polymerase II-specific; RNA polymerase II transcription regulatory region sequence-specific DNA binding. NCBI's taxonomy places the organism in Eukaryota, Metazoa, Chordata, Actinopteri, Cypriniformes, Cyprinidae. Gene Ontology annotation, cellular component: nucleus. The transcript has 2 exons.